AUGACCAUCGACACCCUCCGUCGAUUCUUUUUCCCAUGUUUCACCUCAUCCACCCCUUCCACCACCACCAAACAUCCCACCACAACCUCAACCAAGAAAAACCGCACAAGCACAAGCACAAACACCUCCCUCCAGGACAACCACCACACAAUCUCUCCUACCUCUUCCUCCACCGCAAGAACAAUCUCCACCACCGCCCCACCCCGCCCCUCCAAAUCCAUGGUAAUCGGAACCAUCUUCGGCAACCGCCGCGGCCACGUUUGGUUCUGCAUUCAACACGACCGCCUAACCCUAAAACCCUCUCUCCUCCUCGAACUCCCUCUCUCCACCAACAACCUCGUCCGUGAAAUGCGCAACGGCCUCGUCCGUAUCGCUCUCGAAUGCUGCACUUCCACCGACGACCCCGCCUUCUCCAACUGCCCCCUCCGCUCCGUCCCUCUCUGGACCGCCUACUGCAACGGCCGUAAAACCGGUUUCUCCGCACGCCGACGUGCCGGAGAUUGGGUCCGUAACAUUCUUUCAACCAUGCAGUGUGUCACCGUCGGUGCAGGCGUUAUACCUUCCGGAUUCGGGUCGGGUUCCGAGGAGCUUAUGUAUAUGCGUGCUAAUUUCGAACACGUUGUGGGAAACGUUGAUUCCGAGUCGUUUCAUCUUGUAAACCCGGACGAGUGUACCGGUCAGGAACUCAGUGUGUUCUUGCUCCGAUCCAGGCUCGGGGUGAAUCGUUGA
This is a messenger RNA of Lathyrus sativus (Indian pea), 729 nucleotides long. The record is from the annotation of a GenBank genome assembly. Lineage: Eukaryota; Viridiplantae; Streptophyta; Magnoliopsida; Fabales; Fabaceae.